AUGACAACCGCUAACGAGGGGGAUUGUUGGAGUUGGAGAUGGGGCAAAGCUUGCACUUGGAGCGGCAAAAUUAACUGUCAGACAAAGCCUAAAGUAAUAGGCUAUAUUAAGAAGCAAUUAGGUGCUUGUGGCCGUCUUCGGGAGUUUGAAGAGUCUUGUUUUGGACAUUUGUUGAGGUUUGAUGGGCAAGCAUACUACAGUGGGAGACUACUACUUGCCUUAUUGGGUCGAGAGGUUUUUGUGCGUGACGCUCGAGAGAAGGAGCGUUGGUUUCGAAUUAGAGAUAAUAAUUAUAAAUUCGGGAAAGUCGAAUUUUGCCAAAUCAGUGGCUUGAAAUUUGGUGGGUCGGAAUUUAUCCCCGAGGAUAAUGAGAGUUUACCGGCCAUUGAUGGGAUAUAUCGACGCCACUAUGAUGGAAAGAGUGUGAUAGGAGGUGAUUUGUUGAGGGAUUUCACGAACAGUCAUUUUCAGAAUAAUCCCGAUGACGCGCUGAAGGCUGCCAUGAUCUUGAUUGUUCACUUUUUCUUAUUUGCACCCGACCCGAGGUCCGCUGUGCCACUUUGGCUUUGGACGUUAGUUGAAAAUUUGGACAUGUUCUGGAAAUUUCCAUGGGGCACAUUUAGCUUUCAGCGUUUAUACCAUUGUCUCGAUGGUAUAAGUGCUCUAGAUGAGGGGUGCGAUAUUCAGUUGAAUAUCCAUGGGUUUUUAAUGCCUUUUCAGAUUUGGGCUUGUGAGAUGAUGCCCGAUUUUGUACGAGGAGGUGGAAUGGUAUGUAUCGGAAAUGGCCUACCGAGAGGCACUCGGUGGAUGUACCCGAAGAAAAAUUUUGUUCAGUUGUCUGACAUUGAUAAAGCCGAGAUUCAAUACAUACCAAUGUGUUUGACUGAUGCCGAGAGGAAUGCGCCAUAUAUGGCUAAUGUUGAAUUGGACUUAUCACUGGGGUUGCAAUAUAUCCACCAUGACUCGUGGAAGAGUUGUUGCAAGCCGCUACGUGAUGCCUCCUCGUCUUCACGUCAUACACUUGCCACCAAAAAAAGGAAGCUUGGACAGCCAACGAACAGACAUUCGAAGAAGCUGGCUGUAGAAGCAAAUGAUGAAGCUGAAGAAGAGAUGGAGAGGGAGCCGAGAGAGCCUCAAAAUGAGCCAAGGGAGCCUCAGAAGGAGCCAGUUGGAAUGGACAAAGACCUAAUCAAGCAAUGGGUGGAGGAAGGCGUUUCAAAUUGCAUGAAAGAGUUGAUGCCUUCGAUACUUGAACAAACUUUACGUCAGGUCGUCCCCAUUGCCAUUGAUCAGGUAUUUCAUGAGGUUUUUCGAAGAUUGGAUAAUUAUGGUAUUUCGAGACCUGGGGAUAAAACUAGAGGAACUGAGAGUCCAUCCACUCCAUAUUUUGGUCAUGGGUCCUCUCAGGCGGCCUUCUCCACUCGAGGAGAAUCAAGCGGUCCUCUCAAUCCGGCGGUACCAACUUUUGGUCAUGGGGAAGAUGAAGAAGGGAAGGAAGAGGAAAAGAAGGAUGAGGAUGAGGAAGAAGAGAAUGAGAACGAGUCAAAGAAAGAAGAGGAGGAGAAAGAAGAGAAGGAGGAAGAGGAAAAGAAGGAUGAGGAGGAGGAAGAAGAGAAAGAGAAGGGGGCUAAGAAAGAAGAGGAUGAGAACGAGCAUGAGGUGUUUGCCAAUGAGGAAUGUGGUUUUGUUAGAUAA
Striga hermonthica is the source of this 1695-nucleotide messenger RNA. Lineage: Eukaryota; Viridiplantae; Streptophyta; Magnoliopsida; Lamiales; Orobanchaceae. The record is from the annotation of a GenBank genome assembly.